CUACCCUUUGACUCUGAUUCCCAGUCUAGUCCCUAUCUGUGCUUUUGCCCGUCCAUUGGAUUACAGUACUUUGACCUUCUGCCUGCCUGUGACCUGGAGACCUGCUUAGCCCUCUUGUACCUCAGUUUGUAUCGGUGCCUUCUGUGUAUGAGCCCAGCCUGGACGUCUGACCACUUUCUACUGUUCCCUGUUGUCAAUCAGAGCGGCGCACACCACAACUGGAGCCACAACACCUGCCUCCGUCUGUUGUUCCCAAUCCUCGUUGCGCUAGCUGCUGUUCAGCCCAGCUGUGGCUCCCUUCAAACGUACCAAUACCAGGAGCCCAUCACCAACAAGCUGCUCACCUGCGACCGCUGUCCGCCCGGCUUUCACAUGUUAAAGGACUGCACCUCUGCAACGCCGACAGUGUGUAAGCCAUGCCCGCCAAACCACUACACACAGUACUGGAACUACCUGCCCAGGUGCCUGUAUUGUAGCACGUUCUGUGGGGAGAACCAGAGGGUCAAGGAAGAGUGUUCGAGUCAAAAUAACAGGGUGUGUGAGUGUGAAGAAGGAUUUUACUCGGACACCGGUUUUUGUAUCCGACACAAGGAGUGUCCUCCUGGACACUGGGUGAAACAAAGAGGCACGACUGAAACGGACACAGAGUGUGAAAAAUGCCCCCACGGCUAUUUUUCCAGAAACUUCUCUUCGAGUGCCGGGUGCGCAAAUCACACGGAUUGUGAGUCUCUGGGGCGCAAGACUGUUAUUAGAGGCACAUGUUGGCAUGAUAACAUUUGUGCCAAUUCCUGUGAAGAACUUAAAGAUGGAGGUGAGCUUCUGCUCUUUAGAACAUUCCUUCCUGACUUCUUCCAAUUUCACGAAAUGAGAACAUCGAUGGUCAGGAAACUAAUCGGGACGUUAAACGGAGAAGAGGAGCAGCCGCAUUACAGAGGCCUGCUGCUGAACAAACUACGGGACUGGUUUACGGACGCCACGGUAGAAGAACUGAGGAGUGUUCCGAAGGUUCUCAGGAAGUUAGACCUUGUGCUGGCAGGUAGACUGGAGAGGAAAAUGCGGAUGUUGAAUGGCGCCUCUGACUGUAACCAGAAUAUAAACGUGACCCCACCGCCUCACUGCGAGGCAGAGGACUCUUCUCCAACUGAAUCGGGUAUAUAAUGUAAUUCCACCUAUGCUUCCAUUAUCACCACGAAUAAUUCUAGUAGUUCUGAAUGCAAUCCAUUGUAAUGUAUACUUUGUGCAUUCAUUUAUUGUUCACCAAUACAGAUGUACUUAAAGCUGCA
Messenger RNA from Esox lucius (northern pike), 1283 nucleotides. RefSeq names its product tumor necrosis factor receptor superfamily member 6B. The coding region runs from base 148 to 1158 and encodes 336 amino acids. Lineage: Eukaryota; Metazoa; Chordata; Actinopteri; Esociformes; Esocidae. The record is from RefSeq and is a predicted model, not a curated record. The transcript has 4 exons. Gene Ontology annotation, molecular function: protein binding.